Molecule: messenger RNA, 4788 nt
Organism: Oncorhynchus tshawytscha (Chinook salmon)
Lineage: Eukaryota; Metazoa; Chordata; Actinopteri; Salmoniformes; Salmonidae
Gene: ofcc1
Product: orofacial cleft 1 candidate 1
Exons: 23
Coding region: 313-3327 (1004 amino acids)
Cellular component (GO): perinuclear region of cytoplasm
Source: RefSeq, a predicted model, not a curated record
CAUGUGGGGUAGCAACGUCACCAUCACCUUGGCUACAGGAUCCCGUCUUGGUGAAGGCCGGGUAGAGUUCGGGGGGAGAGAGGCAGGCAAAACCGUGUCAGGCAUCCCACAUCCUGAGUAGGCCUACUGUAUGCACUCACAGAUCAAGUUCCACAUGCAAGUGCUAGGUUUCUCCAUUCAGCUGUUACUCAUUCCAUCCAGUUGCCAAGAAUGUGAACUUCAUAAGAAGAAACAGGAAUUUUCGUAUGCACAGGUUCCAUCACUGUCCAGGGAUCAGAGUCAAAUGCUCCAAGAUCGGUGCAGUGAGCAGUCAUGGACACUUCUGGCAGCAAGUUACAGCAGAAGGCUCUGCAGCAACCUAAGCAGAAGAAAUCCAAGUCGGCUGAAUUUCUGAUGGGCGGAAUGGAGGAGAGUGCUGUGGUGGAAGGCAUUGAAAACCCUGUCUUCGAUGGCAGCUACAGCACAGAGCUUUCAGCUUCUCAGGCUUCAGCAGGGAGAGAAAUUCAACGUGACAGGCAAGAUAGCACCCUUGCAGCUCACCAACAAAAAAUGGAGCUGCGAGCCCCUGCCAAACCAAGAGUUUCCACAGGAAAUGAGCGUGCCCGAAAUUACUUUGACCCAGCGCUGGUGCAGGAAACCAACCCAAGGCGGUGCGGGAUGGCGGAGGUCGGCACAGAAGAUGAGCUGGAAUUAAAAAUAAUGAACCAAGAUGAAAAGGGCCUAUAUCAGAAAAUGGCUGAAAUGCUGGACGCUGACGACGACAUAACCAUCAUAGAGUUACCAGGUAUGGCGCUAGCCCACAGGGAGGAGGAAGAGGUGUGGAAGGUGAGGGCCGGUGAUCCAACGCUGCGUGUCGAUGCCGGUGCUACAGGCCGUGGGCGCUUCAUGGCGGCAGUGGAAGAAGGGGAAGAAGAGGUGAUCCCCCGCUACGCUCAGCAGCUAAGGGAGCGCAUGCUGCCUGACAUGAUCACGCUUGGCAGCCUUUCACUGGAACAGGAUACACAUCUUCAAAGAGAAGGGAUGUCUCAGGAAAAUGAGUGGGUGAGGAAGAAAAGACUAAUGUCCUUCUUAAGGGGAAAUGCAAAGGAACCCCAGGCCCAGUCACACAGAGACUGUGACCAACAGGAGAGGAUACUGCAAGACAGGCUGUAUGCAGCGUUCCAACGCGCAGAGAGCCAGUUGCUGAAGGCGCUGAGGGAGCGCAAAGGUGAAGUGAUCGCCAAAUACGGCGAGAUGACAGAAGCCUCCGCAGCAGCAGAAUCACCGUGGGCCAGGGAGCCAGGCCUCGGCUGGCAGGUGGAGUGGUCGCAGAGUCCCCAGCCCAUGGAAGUGCGUGUGCGCUGCCUACGGGCAGUCAGGGACAAGCUGCCCAGGGGCCUUUACAGCCUCAGUGUGGCCCUCCACAGCCGUCUGGGAGGCCCCGCCCUCACCUGGUCCUGUCUGAAGGAGGAGCAGUGGGCUGGGACCACAGAGCCCGUGGAGCACGGGGGCCACUUCUACGACACAGAGCUGUACGUCAACCAGAGCCUGUUCACUAUCCUGCCUGCGUCGUGUGACAUGCUGCCCUCCAUGGUCCUGCUGUUCAGGCUGCUGGGCCUGACGGGGGAGCGGAGCCAGGUCGGCACCACACUGGGCUGGGCCGCCUUCCCUGUCUGCCACGCCACCCUCACAACUGUCCAGGGGCGCUUCAAGACCCCCAUCCUCAGGGGGCUCCCGCACCCCCACCUCGACCAGUUCCGCAAGAUAGAAGGCCUUAUGUCAGCCGACCUGGACAACUGGCUGUGUAACCUGUACUUCCAGGUGAGGAAGCUCCCCAGUGGCAGCUCCAGAGGGGAUGUGGAGCACAGUGUCAGCCUGCAGAUCCCUCCUCUCCUCGUCCCCCCUUCGCCCCCCCAGGCAGGCCCAAGCGGCACCAGCCCCAGCCGGGGGAGAGGCGGCAUCAAGCCGUGUCACCGGGGGUCCCCUCUCCACCUGUCUGCCUCACACUCCUCCUCUGCCUGCUCCUCCUCCACUCUGCCAGGGAAGAACUCCACAGUAGUGGUCCCUGAGAAAAUAGAGGAGAUGAGAGAUCCCUACACAGAGAAAGCAGAGACAUGGAUGCACUACAAGAAGAAGCCAAUCAACAAGAUAAAUAGCUCGAGCGCCCAUGUGAGAGGGAGCGCCGCACCUCCACCGCUUCUGCAGGGCCAGGCUGACAAACAGGAGACAGCAGCUCCGGCUGCAGCAUCAUCGGAGAAGAGGGAGAAUCUCUGGGCUAAGGAGAUGGAGGAGUAUACGUUCUCCCUACAAUUCCAGUUCCAUGCUCACACCGUGGAGCUGGUCUACCAGAAUUCCUUGCUUCAUACCCGCGAGGAGUUGGCUAUGGUCGUGGUGGGACCUCUGACCUUGAACGCCGUAACGUUGCUGCUGCUCCUGAUCAGAUGGGGCUGUCAGCUAGCGUUUGGCUCACUCCCCUCCUUCACGUCAAACUUUAUCAUGGCUUUGGGAGUGUGGACAGUGCUGGACCCGCUGGCGGUCUUUGUAGUGGAUGCCGUCCUGGGGCGUCUGUCCUACAGUGCAGAGUCUCCUGUUGCGGAUGCAGCCAAGCUCUACUGGCACUUCUACCGGACCGACCAAUCAGGGGCAGCUGGAGUGGUCAUCACCCUCUUCCUCUAUGCCAUCCUCUUCCUCCUCUCCAUCACCAUCCUCUACCUCUACUUCCUCAGACUCCACAACGAGGGGCGCAUGCUGGACAUCUUCCAGCGUCUCAGCGUGACCGAGGGAUCCUUCUUCGUGCCCCGGGACCUGGAGGUGUCCAACCGGGAACUAGACUACAUCAUCCAGAAGGCCGAGCAGUGGAGGGGCUUCAACGGAGAAAGACGCAAGCACUGUUCCAUUAACUAUGGUGGAUGCCUAACCAGGCCAGCUCAACUCAGUGGUGUGUCAGUGUAUGACUACAUAUGGACAGAGGAGGGCCCCUUGGCGGGCUGUGCUCCCCCCAGGGGUGACCCUCAUGGGGUCGUGCCCGCUGCAGGGGGCGAGAGCAGUACCCACGUGUCUGUCUACACCCUCUACCUGAGUGGGCAGCGCCACCGUUACAGGCACUUCCUACGCCAGCCGGACGGUGCCAUCCUAGAGGUGAUUGGUGACAUGGACGGGGCAGAGCCUCCACUCAGCACUUUGCCCCGCCCAGGUCAGAGGACACCAGAGGUGAACCAGGAAGACGAAGGGACAAGCUCCACCCUCCAACUCAGAGAGAGGAAAAGGAGGAAGCCUGUUUGGCGUACUCAUCGCGUCGAGCCAGUAGGAGACAGUGGGCAUGGCUCGAGCUGCACUACAAGGCCUUAGCCACUAAUGUCACUGUGAAGUGAAACAAAGCAGGAGAGGACACCCAGGUACUGUCAACUAGCACCUCCAACGACCGCAUCAACUGAAGGGACAGGGACUAUAGACAUACCCCUGGCAAUAGACAACUAGCACCUAAGGCUCAACCGACCACACCAAUUGACAGGACAGCGAUUAUACACAUACCACUAUAUAGACAAUAGACAACUAUCACCUCAACCGACCACACCAUAUGAAUGGACAGUGACUAUAGACAUACUGUACCUCAGUGAUGGACAAUGACUGAUGGAUCAAUUCAGAAUGUGUUUAUGAGCUCUCUAUAGCAUACUCACAUAACAGUUCAAAUUGUUCCUGAUGAUACACAUAGAGAUGGUUCAGGUAGAAUCAGGCUUCUACAAUAGCUUUUUCCACGGGUGGCACUGGUGCUAACAACCUUUUCACUUGGGGCACCAGCACAUGAUUUGAUCGUACUAAUAAAAAUAAAUAGAUAAUCGCUAAUGACCUCGCCUGUGUCCCAAAAUGUGCCUGCAUUCCUUACAGAACCAGGCUAAUCAUGACUAGCCACCUUUUAAAUUAGCAUGCCCUUGUGUUCAAAGAAAAGAGACUUAAAAUAAUGUGCAGAUUUCAAAGUGCCAUGUGUUCUUUUCUGCGAAAUUUGAAAAAACUAUGCUAGAACGAUACCACCAACAACAAAAAAAAUGGGGAGGACUGUGAUUUCACCCAGUUUUUCAGGUUUUGGUUCUUAAAAAUCACAAAAUUGGAUGUUCUAAGUCCACAACAAUGCUUAAACCACAUCAGGGGACCAUUUUUGAGGUCUGUGAAAAAAUUGUUCAGGUGUGCACCAGCCAGACCGGUGUGUUUGUUUCUGUAGUGCACUUUUGAUGGACUUUUCAAAACAAAUGGCCGCUGGAUUGAUUCUACCAGGUGGUAUAGGCUACUUUGUAGUUACCUUUUAAUUGCCUUUACAUCUACCUGAAAACGGGAGGCUAUCGAUAACAUCACUAACAGCUACACAGUGUUAGACAUAUAGGCCCUAUGCACACCGCGCCCAGCAGGGCUUGUCAUUCAGGUAAAUUUGCCAGGGGCACACCAGGCCAGUGCCACCUGAAAGCUACUGGCCCGAAUGGAAAAAAAUACUGGCCUGGGUCAAGACCUGACAAAAAAGGGAAUGAUGCAUACAUAAUUUCAAUAGAAGAUGAGCAAGUAGCAUAUACAGGGUUCGUACAGACAUUGGCAAUUCAAAUUCAAGGACUUUUUAAAGCACUUAAUUGUAAUUUUCAGGGACCUAAAUUUUACAUUUAAUUGUUGGAAAAAAACUCCCUCCAAAAUGUAUGCCAAAGAAAAGUAGGCAUUACCACAUUAAGAAUAAUGCAUUAUUUUUAAAUAUAGGCCUACCUAAUGGAAUUAUGCAUUGACAUUCACGUUAUUUUUACAUUUUAAAAUGUCAGAAUAAUGUGGACACAA